This is a messenger RNA of Pseudogymnoascus verrucosus, 1350 nucleotides long. It is a transcript of the gene URK1, whose product is annotated as Uridine kinase. The transcript has 6 exons. Gene Ontology annotation, molecular function: ATP binding; kinase activity. The coding region runs from base 1 to 1350 and encodes 449 amino acids. The record is from RefSeq and is a predicted model, not a curated record. Gene Ontology annotation, cellular component: cytoplasm. Lineage: Eukaryota; Fungi; Ascomycota; Leotiomycetes; Thelebolales; Thelebolaceae.
AUGGCGUCUCAGGACUCACCCAGCCAGAAGGCACAUUACUCACCCCCGUGGAACAAUGUCACCAUUAUCGGCAUUGCAGGCAGCUCCGGCUCCGGAAAAUCCAGCCUGUCACGAGCGAUCCUCUCCGCACUGAACCUGCCAUGGGUGGCUAUAGUCGGCCUCGAUUCCUUUUACAAGCCUCUGAACGAAGAGGACCAUGCCAAGGCUCAUAGAAAUGAGCUAGAUUUAGAUGCUCCAGAAGCGAUCGACUUUGAUCUUCUGGUUGAGCUGCUCCAGGACCUGAAACAUGGACGGCGGGCAGAAAUCCCAAUAUAUUCCUUUAAUAACCAUCAGCGAGAAUCAAAAACCACGUCACUGUAUAGCCCUCAUGUGUUGGUCCUUGAGGGUAUCCUGGCAUUGCAUGAUCCUCGUGUUCUUGAGUUACUUGAUAUGAAGAUAUUUUGCGAAGCGGACGCCGAUACCUGCUUAUCUCGAAGAUUGCUUCGAGAUAUUGCAGAACGAGGAAGAGAUGCUGAGGGCUGCAUCAAGCAAUGGUUUGCCUUUGUGAAGCCAAACUUCGAGAGAUUUGUCGAACCCCAACGGAAGGUAGCAGAUAUUAUUGUACCGAGGGGUAUCGAAAAUACCGUUGCGAUCACUAUGGUGACGCAAUAUAUCGAAAGGAAACUGAUCGAGAAGUCCAAGGCACACAGGGCGGAGUUGAAAAAGCUCGGGUCUAACUGCGAGAAUGAGCCGUUAGCAAGCAGUGUUGCAGUUUUGGAACAAACAUCUCAGCUGAAAGGAAUCAGCACCAUCAUCCAGGAUAUGGAUACAUCGCCUGAGGACUUCAUUUUCUACUUUGACCGCAUCGCCACCCUGUUGAUUGAGCACGCGCUAAAUAACACUAAUUUCGGAGUAAAGACGAUAGAGACGCCUACGAAGCAUGUUUACAAUGGAUACCAACGAAACGGUGAACCCAGCGCCGUGGUUAUCCUACGCGCUGGUGCUGCUUUCGAGACCGGCCUGAAGAGAGUGAUACCAGACUGCAAAACUGGCCGCAUUCUCAUCCAAUCAAACAUCAGAACUGGCGAGCCAGAGUUACACUAUCAAAAGCUUCCGAUCGGUAUCCAGACCCAGGAUUGUGUACUACUCCUGGAUCCACAGAUGUCAAGUGGCGGUGCUGCCCUGAUGUCCGUACAAGUUUUACUUGACCACGGAGUGGCGGAAGAGCGAAUUGUUUUCGUUACUUACUUUGCAGGAAAGAUGGGACUGAAUCGUCUCACGAAAGUAUUUCCACUUGUGAAAGUGGUUGUCUGCGAAAUCGUUGCGGAUUAUGAGCCGCGUUGGAUUGAGAAGCGUUACUUCCGCUGUUAA